Talaromyces amestolkiae is the source of this 1914-nucleotide messenger RNA. RefSeq lists its product as uncharacterized. Gene Ontology annotation, molecular function: 6-phosphogluconolactonase activity; protein binding. NCBI's taxonomy places the organism in Eukaryota, Fungi, Ascomycota, Eurotiomycetes, Eurotiales, Trichocomaceae. The transcript is spliced from 5 exons. The coding region runs from base 1 to 1914 and encodes 637 amino acids. The record is from RefSeq and is a predicted model, not a curated record.
AUGAUCCACCAUCUCAUGAUCGGCACCUGGACGCCGCCAGGAAGAAUCUACACUGUCGCCUUCGAUGAUCAAGAACUGACGUUGAAAUUGGUCAAGAAGACCAUGAUCCCUGAGGACGAGCCUAUUUCAUGGAUGACCUUUGAUCAUGCGAAGAAGAAUAUCUAUGGCGCCGCUAUGAAGAAGUGGUCGAGCUUCUCUGUGCGCAGUCCUACGGAAAUCGUGCAUGAAGCAUCGCAUCAAAUGGGUGGAGAUCCAAUGGCCAACUCCGCCGACACAAACACACGCGCCAUCUUCGUCCUCGCAGGCCACAAACCACCCUACAACGUCUACGGUAACCCAUUCUAUAAACACGCGGGCUUCGGCAAUGUCUUUUCCGUCACCGAGACCGGCAAAAUAGACAAGAACGUACAAAACUUCGAGAUAGAUCCUCACUCCGGCAUUCACGGCAUGGUAUUCGACCCAACAGAAACAUACUUGUACUCUGCAGACAUGGGCGCAAAUAAAAUCUGGACUCACAAAAAGGACCCGGAAACUGGUCUCCUCACACUAGUCGACAGCAUCGAUGCGCCUGCACCAGGCGACCAUCCCCGCUGGGUCGCCAUCCACCCUAGCGGCCACUAUCUAUACGCCCUGAUGGAAGCGGGCAACAGAUUAGCCGUCUACGUAAUUGACGAAAAAAGGCACGUCCCCGUCUUCACUCGCAUGAUAUACCCCUUGAUUCCACCGGGUCUCCCACCCCGCAACAAAUACAGAUCCGACGUUGUCUUUACUACUAAGAGUGGGAAAUACCUCUUCGCAACCGCGAGAUCAAAUCACAACGAUGUACACGGUUAUAUCAGCGCGUUCCGACUCGGGCCCGAGGGAAAUAUUGAGAAGCAAUUGUUCAUCAACCCGACGUCGACGAGUGGAGGACAUUCAAACGCGGUUAGUCCAUGCGACUGGAGCGAUGAGUGGAUUGCGUUGUGCGACGAUCAGGAUGGGUUUGUGGAGAUUUAUCGCUUCAAAGAUGAGUUGUUGGCGCGUGUUGCGAGAUGUGAUAUCCCGGAGAAGGGAUUCGCAAUGCUUGGAGCGCUUUUAGGAUCGUGGUUCACCUCUGGCCAGCCGCGUUACAUAUCUGAAGAAGACACACAGACGAUAGCAUUCAUUUCCGACAUUGGUGCGCAACACCUCAAGCCCGUAUUCAUCGCAUGCACAUCCAUAGCAAUGAUUACAUACAUCCCCAGUCUCAUCUUCUACUUCUACCACAUGAGUCCCGCGAGAAGGCCCCUAUCAUCAAGCUCCGAGUCCAUCAUUCGCGUCAACUCUCUACCAUCAAUAUACUCUACCCCACCGCCAUCAUCACUUGCAUCACGACACCACCUCCACCAAGAGCCAAAAUGGCACCAAUCCCCAGUCUUCCAAAUGAGCAUCCCGGUGCUCAGCAUCCUCUUCUCUGUCAUCGGAGCCACAAACCUCAUCCUCUUGACUAUCUUCGACACAGCCCGCUACACCUCCGCGCACCAAAUCCUCCUCCCCACAAGCAUCUCCGCACACCUUCUCGGCUGUCUAAUCCUCUGCAUCUGGACGACUUUCUGUCUCCAUCAGUACCGGUCCCAACAACACAACCACAAAUACAGCUAUGGCGGCGGCGGCGGAAUCUACUCUGGCGACAAGUUCACACUGGAAUUAUACACGCCCCCAAUCCCCAUCUCGCUGUCCAGCCUCGUCGUCAAGUUUGUCGUCGUGGCAAUCGAGUUCAGCCUUGUGACGCUGUUUGCGGUUAUGACUUGGUGGUUGAAAACAUACGAUGAGGCGGCAGUGAUGGAAUGGGUGGUUGUGUUAAUGUUUGCUGGGUAUAUGUUGUGCUUGAUUGUGGAUUUGUGGGUGUUGGGGAGUUCGGCUGGGUCUGGUAUGGCGAGCGACGACGGGGUAUAA